AUGAAACCCUUACCAUUUCCCCUCCCCCUCCGCAUCGGCACAGACAUAGUCCACACUCCUCGAAUAUCCCGCCUCCUCAACCGCGCCGACUACCUAACGCGCUUCACCCGACGCAUUCUCGAUCCCCAAGAACAAGCCGACUUCACAACGCGCUUCAAAGAAACCCUCGCACCACACGGCACUUCCGUCAGUCCACCAGUCACAGCUGAAAUGACGCGCUGGUUAGCUGGCCGGUUCGCGGCGAAAGAAGCGGCGCGCAAAGCUGCGCCCGAAGGCGCGGCCGAGAUUGGAUGGAAAGAUGUUGUUGUUAGGGCGCAAGGGGAGAGCGAUGAGAAGAAGAAGAAGAAGAAGAAGAAGAAGAAGAAGAAGAAGAAGAAGAAGAAGAAGAAGAAGGGAAAGAAGACUGGGAAGGACAAUGAGACGGGUAGAAAGCGCAAAUGGCCGGAGACGGAAGACAAAACAAAAGAUCCGGACGAGUGA
This is a messenger RNA of Penicillium maclennaniae, 480 nucleotides long. RefSeq names its product Phosphopantetheinyl transferase PptB. NCBI's taxonomy places the organism in Eukaryota, Fungi, Ascomycota, Eurotiomycetes, Eurotiales, Aspergillaceae. Gene Ontology annotation, molecular function: magnesium ion binding; holo-[acyl-carrier-protein] synthase activity. The record is from RefSeq and is a predicted model, not a curated record. The transcript has 2 exons. The coding region runs from base 1 to 480 and encodes 159 amino acids.